This is a messenger RNA of Macrosiphum euphorbiae (potato aphid), 453 nucleotides long. The record is from the annotation of a GenBank genome assembly. Lineage: Eukaryota; Metazoa; Arthropoda; Insecta; Hemiptera; Aphididae.
AUGUACUUGAAAAUUGUAGAAUGCUUAAACGAUGUCAAUAAAUCAAUACAUGGUUUGACGGCCAUAGUUGUUUUUAUUGUAGCAAAUGUCGCCGAAAUAAUCGAUUUGAUAUACUGCCAAGUAUUAUUUCCUAGAGAAUAUAAAACUUUAUUGGUAUAUCCUCUCGCAUCAUCAUUAGCCUGUGCCGCUAAGGUUCUAAUAUUAUACAUGAUUGGUCACUCCACGGAAAAAGAGAUAAAUCGGAUGAGUCUUGUCUUACAUCAACGAUCCGUGAUCGAAAAAAACCCUAGAAUUAAACGUCAGAUCAAGUUCUUUUUACUACGAAGAUUGCACGAACACUUCCAUUUUCAGUUGUAUGGAAUGUGUCAUAUCAAUCUAAGGCAACUACUUAUCCUAACAAACAGUGCAAUUGGUUAUUUAGUAAUUCAAAUUCUGUUCAAAUUAAAUAAAUAA